GAUGAAAAUAUGGAUAUGUCUGGUGAAUCAGCAACACCUGUCGAUGGAGAUAGGCCUAUGUCUGACGUCGAAGAAACUACAACUUUGGCUGUAACUGAUUAUGAAGAGAAAGCAUUAUUUGAACAGAGAAAAAAAGAAGCCGAAGAACGUCAUUUAUAUUUGUCUACUAAGAUGCUUGAAAUUAGUAUUGUGGAAUUAGAAACUAAAAAGUUCUUUAAAGUAUGCUGGCUUGGGACAACUAUUAAAGAAGAGGAAGUGAUUGAUGUUCGUCUUCCAAAGACUGCUAUAAUUAAUGACAUUUUAGAAGCACUUUUACAAAAACUAUCAUUGUCAGUACCCACUGAUAGAAUCAGGUUGUAUGAGGUUUUACAUUGCAAGAUUCAAAAAGAAUAUGAUUCCAACGAUCCAAUAGAUAAAAUACAAGAACAGUCGACGCUAUACGCAGAGGAAAUACCACAAGAUGAAAUCGAAAAAAGCACUAAUGAUAGAGCUGUUCAAGUAUACCAUUUUACUAAGGAACCGUUACGCUCGCAUGGAAUUCCAUUCAAAUUUGUUAUCAAAGCUGGAGAGCCCUUCUCUGCGACUAAGUUGCGCCUUCAAUCACGCCUAGGGAUGAACGAAAAAGAUUUCUCGAAAGUUAAAGUUGCAAUUGUACAGCCGCUAUCAUAUGCCAAGCCUCAAUAUAUAGAAGAUGAUAAUGAUAUUCUAUCGGAUCAUAAAUGGGCAGAUGAGCUUUUAGGUCUUGACCAUGUAGACAAAACAGGACGUGCGGGGAGAGUUAUCGAAUCAAGUAAUUGUUCAAUUAAACAAUUUUUAUUCGUAUGUUUUUAG
Messenger RNA from Dentiscutata erythropus, 831 nucleotides. NCBI's taxonomy places the organism in Eukaryota, Fungi, Glomeromycota, Glomeromycetes, Diversisporales, Gigasporaceae. The record is from the annotation of a GenBank genome assembly.